UUCCGACAAAACGAGCAAAAAUAAAUGUCUUAACUCCUGAAGUCGUUUCUGCACUUGACAGAGCUAAUGUCAGCAGUAGAAACGCGAUGUUCAUUAUUGCUCCGGUUUUAUCAGCUGUUGGUAUAAAAAUUGAAGAUACAACGCUCAGCUAUAGGUCCAUCCAACGAGCUCGUAUGGUUCAAAGAAAAGACAUUGCUCAAGGAUUAAAAGACAAUUUUAAAACACACGAUAAAUACGUAGUGCAUUGGGAUGGUAAAAUGCUGAAUGAUCUAAUUGAAUCCAAAUCUGUGGAACGACUACCGGUUCUUUUAACUGCGUAUGGUACUGAACAAUUACUUGGAGUUCCAAAAAUGAAUUCUGGGACGGCAGUUAAUCAAACAUCCGCCAUUUCAUCAACAUUGAGUGAAUGGGGUAUUAUUAAGUAUGUCAAGGCGAUGUGUUUUGACACUACGGCUGUUAAUACAGGAAUUCACAACGGUACAUGUAAGGAAAUUGAAAGGAUUUUGGGAAGAGAGUUGAUCUGGUUAUCAUGUCGUCAUCACAUUUUUGAGAUCGUAUUAAGGGGCGCAUUUGAAGUAUUUUGGCCUGUGUCAUCUGGGCCAAAUGUACAGAUGUUUGGAAGGUUUAAAAAAUUUUGGGAUGAUAUAGAUAUAACUAAUUAUAAAUCUGGUGUUGAAGAUGCUGUUGUUGCUGAUAUCAUUUCGAAUAAAAAAGAUGAAAUCUCUAGUUUUAUUACGAAAUCUUUACAGGUAUGA
Messenger RNA from Cotesia glomerata, 755 nucleotides. RefSeq lists its product as uncharacterized. Bases 87 to 755 code for a protein of 222 amino acids. The transcript is spliced from 2 exons. The record is from RefSeq and is a predicted model, not a curated record. Lineage: Eukaryota; Metazoa; Arthropoda; Insecta; Hymenoptera; Braconidae.